Cuscuta epithymum is the source of this 397-nucleotide messenger RNA. NCBI's taxonomy places the organism in Eukaryota, Viridiplantae, Streptophyta, Magnoliopsida, Solanales, Convolvulaceae. The record is from the annotation of a GenBank genome assembly.
CAGAUGGCUACUGCUCCAACUUGUCUAGAUGCGUAGACAUGAACAAACUUACCACGACGACGAGCAUGAAAACUCACGAUGCUCAUGUAAUAAUGCAAAGACUUCUACCAAUUGCACUAAAAGAGAUGCUCCCUGAACACGUAUGGUCCUGCAUUACUGAAAUCAGUUUGUUGUUUCAAUCGAUAUGUUCCAGCGUUUUGGAUGUGGCAUCCCUCCGGAGACUACAAGAGUCUGUUCCCAUUCUGAUGUGUAAUCUGGAAAAAAUAAUGCCACCAUCGUUUUUCGAUACAAUGGAACAUCUCAUAAUACAUCUUCCGUAUGAGGCUUUGACUGCUGGGCCCGUCUUCUAUAGGUGGAUGUACAGAUUUGAAAGAUUUCUAGGAGAGCUGAAAAAGAA